Molecule: messenger RNA, 1976 nt
Organism: Lactuca sativa (garden lettuce)
Lineage: Eukaryota; Viridiplantae; Streptophyta; Magnoliopsida; Asterales; Asteraceae
Product: L-ascorbate oxidase homolog
Molecular function (GO): oxidoreductase activity; copper ion binding
Source: RefSeq, a predicted model, not a curated record
AUUUGUUCCAUUAUCAAUCACACUACUGACAACUCACGAGCCACUGUUAUCUCCCUCUUCAUCUCUCUCGUUCUUCCCUCCGUUAUAUGUAGAUACACACACACAUAUACACACAGAAAGAGUGUAUGUAGAGGUUAUAUACAGGGGUUUUUUCAAGAAAUCUUGAAAGCUUUUAACAAUGGUGAGAAAGAGCAAUCUCGUUUGCGUUUUUCUUCUGUUUUUGGCCAUAAAUGGCAUCAAUGCGGAAGACCCAUAUCGAUUUUUCACCUGGAAAGUCACUUAUGGCGACAUUUAUCCAAUGGGUGUUAAACAACAGGGAAUAAUGAUAAAUGGGCAGUUUCCUGGACCUCAAAUCAACUGUGUUACUAAUGAUAACUUGAUUAUUAGUGUCUACAAUUACUUGAAUGAGCCAUUUCUACUUUCUUGGAACGGGCUACAACACAGAAGAAACUCAUGGCAAGAUGGUACUUAUGGUACAACUUGUCCAAUCCCGCCGGGAAAGAACUUCACGUACAUGCUUCAGGCCAAGGAUCAGAUCGGAAGCUUCUUCUACUUCCCGUCGCUUGCUCUCCACAAGGCUGCCGGAGGCUACGGCGGCAUUAAAAUCUACAGCCGCCCUCGUAUUCCAGUCCCUUUCCCUUUCCCCGCCGGAGACCACACUGUACUCGCCGGAGAUUGGUUCAAAAGAGGCCACCAGAGACUGAGACACAUAUUGGACGGCGGUCGGAGCCUCCCUUCCCCAGACGGACUUCUCAUCAACGGCCGCGGCUGGAAUGGUUACAAAUUCGAGGUUGAAGGAGGAAAAACGUAUCGAUUCAGAAUAUCGAAUGUGGGGUUGACGACAUCAAUCAACUUCAGAAUCCAGGGACACAUCAUGAGACUUGUGGAGGUGGAAGGAUCGCAUACGGUGCAGAACGCCUACAAUUCCCUGGACCUUCACCUCGGACAGUCGGCCUCCGUCUUGGUCACCGCCAACCAGGCGGUGAGAGAUUACUACGUCGUCGUUUCUUCACGCUUCACCAGCCGUGUCCUCACCACCACUGCCAUCCUCCAUUACAAGAACUCCAAGAUCGGUGUCUCCGGUCCUCCCCCCGGCGGCCCCACCACCCAGAUCGCCUGGUCCCUCAUGCAGGCCAGAACCAUAAGAUGGAACUUAACAGCGAGUGGACCCAGACCGAACCCACAAGGGUCGUACCAUUACGGGAUGAUCAAGCCUAGCCGGACGAUCAUGCUAUCGAAUUCGGCUCCUUGGAUCAACGGAAAACAAAGAUAUGCAGUCAACGGCGUGUCGUUUGUCGCCGGAGACACUCCUUUGAAACUAGCCGAUUACUUCAAGAUCGGUGGAAUCUAUAACCUAGGAAGCAUUCCCGAUAAACCCCGAACCGGAAACGCGUAUCUUGCGACCUCCGUUAUGCACGCUGAUUUCCGGUCGUUUGCUGAAAUCGUGUUUCAGAACUGGGAAGACACCGUCCAAUCUUGGCACAUCGACGGCUACUCGUUCUUCGUUGUCGGGAUGGACGGCGGGCAGUGGACGCCGGCGAGUAGAACGAGAUACAAUUUGAGAGACACGGUGGCGCGUAGCACCGUUCAGGUGUACCCGAGGGCUUGGACAGCGAUCUAUAUUGCAUUGGACAACGUCGGGAUGUGGAACAUACGAUCGGAGAAUUGGGCGAGGCAGUAUUUGGGGCAACAGUUUUAUCUGAGGGUGUACUCACCGGCGCAUUCAUGGCGGGAUGAAUUGCCGAUCCCGAAGAACGCAUUGCUUUGUGGCAGAGCCAGAGGGCGGCGCACCAGGCCUCUACGAGGGUAGAUAGAUGAAGAUGGUGAUACUGAUUGUGACGUUGGGUGGGAACUACUUGUUCCACGACAAAUUUAAUUUUCUUUUCAUGUUUGAGUUUUAGAAUGGAUUCGAUUGUUAGGUAUUAUUGAUUUGUUCUUGAAUUUUGUUAUAUUGUUGAAGUUGAUUUGUUCGAUUA